GCAGAGGGAGUUGGAGAAGACUGAAGACCACCAGCUAUGGUGACUGCAGCGAUGGCGGCCACAAGUUGAUGAGGCAGAGAAAUGCACAAUCCGGGGAGAGCGCGGCGAGGUCGGAAAAGACCACAACAAAAGGGUGGCAACAGUUUGUCAGUUGUAGGGUUGUGCGCGGUAGCUUUUGGCUAUGGCUUCGAGUAACUUACCGGCAACAACGACGCAUCGCUGGAUAGAAUUAUAUUGCUUCCCGGGAUGUUGCUAUCGGCGCCUCUUUCCGUUUCCUCAGUGUACGAGUUGAAGGGUGGUUAACGCCCUUUGGGUGCCUAGAAAUAUCUUGCGAGUUGGGUGGUGACACAGUGCUCAUAUAGAAUUCGGAGAAAGGUUGUUUGGAAGUUGAUUGGAUGCGUUGCUUUUGUGUAUGAGUGAUCCUGCGUUGAGGUCUUCGUGUCUGUUGAUGCGGGCAUCUGCUUUGCUGUUGCCAAGAUUGCUUGCUUUUUGCACGUGACUCGUCGUGAUAUGUGCGUGCGUUCGCUUUUUCAGUGAUUUUCUCGUGUGGGAUUUCACCGAGGAAGAGCUCAUUGCAAUUCGGUUUACUGUGUUUGUGUAGGAUUUGAUUGUGUUAGGGGUGUUUGAGGUUCAACUGUUAGGCUGCAAGAUUAAUUGACAGCACUCGGAGGGUUUUGAAGUGAUGCAUUCGUCUGGACAGAGCACGAGCCCGCCAUCUAUGGCUCGCUCAAAGAACUCCCUGGGUAGUACCGUUGUUGACAUGGGCAGCCGAGGUGACGUCGACCUGCGACUCAAAAUUGAUACCAUGGACUUGCAUUCGCCAAACAAGAAGGAGUUGAGGCCUAAGCCUGUGUCUCGCAUCCACUGCAUUCCACCCUUGAUAGUGUUCGUUUUCUUCAUCUUGUGGGCGUGGUCCUCAGAAGUCGUGCAUGAGGCGAAGCCGAGCGCGGACGCAAUCCCGGAAAUGUACGUAAUGAAAUUGCCGGCUACGAACGGACUUUCCGCAUCUGACAAGCCAGACGUGCUCAUUAAGGAGGUUGCUGAGGGCGGUAUUAGUGGGGUACAACAUCAAAACUAUUUUUCUGAAUCGAAUGACCUAUCUGGUUCCCGAACAGAGAAAAUGUACAUGAGGGUCUAUAAAAGAUAGAAGCGAGCAAUACCCGUGCAAGAAAUGCUUCCACAGGAUAUGGGCAAAAGGGUGGCUUCAAUCAGCGGCCGACAGGAUGCAGAGCAGGAUUCUGUAGUGAUUCGUCAUCACUAAACCCUACAUUCAGUUUUUCUAUACUUUCCACUGGAAGUUUAUUUCAUCUGCUUAGAGAACUGAGAUUUGAAUGGUGUCAAAUUAAUGGCACUAAACUCGCAGUCUGGAAUAGAAUGCCAGACAUUGGAUUCCAAAGGCUUAGACCUCCAAUCCAGUUUCGACAACUGAUUACUCCCCGGGCCUGCCCAAUUCUAGCUCGAGGAGGUAUGCGCACAAAAUCUGUGGGCAUGAGGCAGGAUCAACUUCGCGCCACCCCUUUCUACCAGCGACUUCAGCACCUCCAACGAUUCUUCUUUAGUACGUACUCCAUCAACGUUAAUUAUUUAGCAAUUUGUCAUAUCAUACUUCGGAACAUACCUGUUCAGCCUCCUCAGUGGAGCUUUCUUCAUAGUCGAAGUCUUAAGUUAGCCAGCUACUUCCCUCUAGAAAAUAGCUUGCCAUUUGUUGAUAAUGCGCAGACCAGUUAAAUGGCAUACACUGGAGAGCCUUUGAAUUCAGUUAUAACUUCAUGACAGAAUAUGGUUUCAGACAGCAAAUUCUAUCUCCCAUCGGAAAUUCUUCGGACCCGAUCCGAAUAACUUGCCUUCAGCAAAACAAAUCCUCUGCAGCUGCAGAAUGCAUUGAGAGAAGGAUGAAUGCGUCACACAUGAUUUGCUGCUACUUCCUCACGAAUCUGAUGCUUCAUUGAUCACACACGAAUUAACUACGACGGGCUGUGACCGCUAAGAAUUUGAAGCGAGUGUCAGUGUCUCUGCCUCUGUAAGGAUUAGAUACUGCGAUGAUUUCGCCACUGUGUCCGAGCUAUAUCGCCGACAGAAACCAGCCCAGUUACGUAACCCAUCAACUUGACCGCCCCUGGGAGGAAAGUGCAAUGUGAUUAACUCCGGAAACGAAGACUGGGAGUAGUAUUUCUUUUUAUUUUUAUUACCACGUUGUAACUCCUGGUUGAGGUCAGCUGUAGAUUCUUACAGUUGGUGUGGGCAAUUGGGGAGACUUUCAGAGGAAUAUUUGGCCGUGUCUCGCGAUAGCAGCAUGUGAGUGCAUUCCCAAAUAUAAGAUUCAUUGACCAUGA
Messenger RNA from Physcomitrium patens, 2333 nucleotides. RefSeq lists its product as uncharacterized. Lineage: Eukaryota; Viridiplantae; Streptophyta; Bryopsida; Funariales; Funariaceae. The record is from RefSeq and is a predicted model, not a curated record.